This is a messenger RNA of Zonotrichia leucophrys gambelii, 1652 nucleotides long. RefSeq names its product class I histocompatibility antigen, F10 alpha chain-like. Bases 1 to 1563 code for a protein of 520 amino acids. The record is from RefSeq and is a predicted model, not a curated record. Gene Ontology annotation, biological process: immune response. Gene Ontology annotation, cellular component: external side of plasma membrane. Lineage: Eukaryota; Metazoa; Chordata; Aves; Passeriformes; Passerellidae. The transcript has 9 exons.
AUGGAAGCAGCGGGGGGGCUGAAGGGGCUGGAGAGAAUCCCUCCUCUGCUGAGCCAGAAGCUGGAGAUGCGUCGUCGUCGCCUGGCGACUCAGCAGGCCCAGGAAGCGUUGUUUCUGCAUUCUCAGACGCAGGCGGGGAAGCCGGUGAAGCCACGGGCGGGACUGCCUGGAGAGGCGGAGACGGGAUCACCCGGAGAGGCGGCCGCGCUGGCAAGGCGGGUCUUGGAGGUGGCCGCGGCGCUGGCAGGGGCGGGGGGGCCUCGGGGACUGUUCUCCACCCCCUGCGCGUCCUGCGGGGGGUCCGGGCAGGUCCCGGGGGUUUCAGGGGAAUUCCCAGGGUUUGCUCUGUCCCCGCCCCGCGCUGCCCCGGUCACUUUCGCGUCUCCCAAGCUGCGGCUCCGGGACCCGCCCGGGCACCGGGGACGGCCCCGGUACCGGGACCCCCCUGACCCGCAAUUCCCGGGCACGGGGACCCCCGAACUUCCAUUUCCGGGCGAACCCCCCUUCCCGGGCACAGAGAUCCCUUCGAACGUUGAUUUUGGGGCAUCGGGACUCCCCUUUCUCCACUCACUGCAUUACCUGAAAGUGGCAGUGUCAGAGCCCAGCCCGGGAAUCCCCCAGUACAUGUCCAUGGGGUACCUGGAUGGGAUCCCCUUCGUGCGUUACGACAGCGAGCGGGGCUGGGCAGAGCCGCUGACACAGUGGAUGAAGGACGGAGUCGAGCCAGAAUAUUGGGAGAAGCAGACCCAGAUCAAUGAGGGGAACCAGCACGUCGCUGUCCAGCACCUGGAGAUACGGCAGGAGCGAUACAACCAGAGCGGGGGUCUCCACACCGUACAGUGGCUUUCCGGCUGUGAACUCCUGUCCGAUGGGAGCGUCCGUGGGUCCUACCAGAAUGGCUACGACGGGCGGGAUUUCAUCUCCUUUGACUUGGAAUCCGGGAGAUUCGUGGCGGCCGACAGAGCUGCUGAGAUCACCAGGAGGCGCUGGGAACAGGAAGGGACCGUGGCUGAGGGUUGGAUGAAUUACCUGAAGCACGAAUGCCCAAAAUGGCUCCAGAAAUACGUUGCAUAUGGGCAGAAGGAGCUGGAGCGCAAAGAGCCCCUUGAUGUCCACGUGUCAGGAAGAGAGGAACACGGGACGCUGAUCCUGUCUUGCCACGUGUACGGAUUCUACCCCAACACCAUCGCAGUCAGCUGGAUGAAGGGGGGUGAAACCUUGGAUCAGGAGACAGAGUGGGGCGGGAUCGUUCCCAACAGCGACGGCACCUUCCACACCUGGGCCAGGAUCGAGGCGCUGCCGGAGGAGCGGGAGCAGUACCGGUGCAGGGUGGAGCAUCCCGGAAUGCCGGAGCCCGGGAUCUUCGCUUGGGAGCGAACAUCUGGCGGGAAUCUCACCGUGGUGGUCGCUGUGUCCGUCAUCGCUGCCAUCCUCAUCCUCAUCGUCCUCAUCGGAUUCGGCGUCUGGAAGCUCCAAUCCGGGAGGAGGGACAGGAAUGGAUACAACCAGGCAGCCGGAAAAGACAUGGGAAUGAACGGCUCCACUGCAGGAAUCAUCGCCUGAGUGACCCAUGGAGCUGGAUCUGGCCCCUUCCCUCUUCCCUGGAAAGCGACCCUGCUGUGAUGGUGGCAGCAGCCGCGGCUCGGGGCGCC